AUGGGUAAAGACGGAUGGUCGGAAGUUUAUCGGAGGAGACAGAAGAACGUGAGAAAGCGAUGGAAUCACAACGGGGUAACCACUAUGUCCGUGUCCAAUAUACCUGAUGGAGUCAACAAGGAAUCAGUUAGUAGACUCUUUAAAAACUUUGGUGAACUGACGGAUGUUUACAUGGCGACAAAAAAAGAUGCAAAAAAGAAGAACUUUGCCUUCGUAAGAUUCAAAAAGUUCAGCAGAGAAAAGGAGAUGGAAGCAAAGAUGCAGGGAUUAAAAUGCAGGGGUUCAAUACUUACAAUCAACAUUGCAAGGUUUGAAAGGAUGGAGAUAUGUAAAAAGAAAGUGCAGGAAAAAAUUUCACCAAAUGUUGUGCAGCAACCUGUGGGACAAUCAUUCCGUGAUGGGAGAACUUUUGUUGAGGUGGCGACUGGAAGAAACCAAACUGCAUUCCCUCCCCCACCUGUUCUAGAGAAAAAACAGGUAUCCCUCGUUGAAGGUACAAUUAUAACGAAAUGGUUGCACAGCCCCCUAACCCUAGUUGGCAAGGCAAUCUGCUUGGAAAAACUAAGGAACAUCCCUCUGGAGUUUAGAAUGGGAACUGAAAGAUCGUAUGAAAUGAAAUAUCUGGGAGGCUUGAUGGUAGGUAUACGAUUCAAAUCCCCAACUGAAGUUGAUGAAUUUUUAACUAAAAAGAACUAUUGGAGUACGUGGUUCAAAUACUUCAUGGUUGGGAACAGAGUGUCAGGGUCUUUUGGAAGAAUUGCAUGGUUGAAAAUUGUUGGACUACCAUUAGAACUAUGGAGCGAAGAGAACUUUUCAAGAAUUACAAGCGAAUUCGGUGAAGUAUUAGUUCCGAUUGAGAUUCUUCCAAGUUUACAGGACAUAUCUAAGGUAAACGUAUGCGUACUAGCUGAAUGUAAAAAGCACAUAAAUGAGGAAGUUAGGGUGGAAUUCAAUAGAAACAUUUUCAAAGCCGGUGUAAUUGAAAGCGACUACAAUUGGUCCCCAUUUCCAUUCUCUCCAAGUGAACUAUUUGGCUCAGAAUCAAACCAAGAUGUUAGUGGGGAGGACGAAAACGCAUGUAAUAUGGACGAGAAUAUGUUGGAAGAGGGAGAAAUCAAAGACGAAAGUGAAGAUGACGAUGAAGGAUAUCAGAAACCAUCAUGCCGGAAAGAAAAACGGACGAUGAAGUCUCAGACGGGGAACCGACGAUCUUGGUGGUGCCAUGUGCAAGGGCUAACGAUGACGAAUCUGGGGACGUCCAACAGCCGUAUUAAGAAAAGCAACAGUCGAAUGACAAUAUGGAAGCAUUAA
This is a messenger RNA of Lactuca virosa, 1311 nucleotides long. The record is from the annotation of a GenBank genome assembly. Lineage: Eukaryota; Viridiplantae; Streptophyta; Magnoliopsida; Asterales; Asteraceae.